AUGCUCUAUUUACUCUACUUUAGAAAAUCAUAAAAUGAGAUAAUUGGCUAGAAAUAAAAUAAAGUGGUUCCUGCUGCUGAAUAAUCUCAUAUAUAAUUACAAAAUUCUUAAUCUAUUGAACAAGGACUAAAAAAAAAUUUUAGGGAUCAAAUUAAUCUUCAUGGAAUUCAAUCAGUUUAAACUUUUAAUUAAUCUGAUCUAAAGAGUUAAUUGUAAUCUGGUAAAACUUCAUCAAAUGUUUUUUCAUCUAAAUAUUAGAUUCUCAAAGUCAAUCCUAAUAUUUAAAAAAUAGAUAUUUCUUAAAGAAAAAAAAAAUUAUAAUCAACACCUACAAUGCAAGAAGUGCCAGAUACAGUAAGAGUUUAAGAUGCCAAUUUAUUAACAAUAGCAGAAACAGAUGAAAAGAGAACAGAAUUCUUACAUUCAAGAACAAUUUUUAAAUUAAUUAAUAGAUUACUAGUAUUGCAAGGAUUUUAAGGAUGCAUGUUAUUUAGUAAUUUCCAUUUUGCAUUAGCAAGUUUGUUUUCAUUAAUUGCAAUUUGGAUUAUUAGGUUUAUCUAAACAACUAAUUUUUAUUUUGAUAUACUCUAAUUAAUACUAUUUAUUUCCUUUGAUAUUACAUCUCUAUUUUUUUUUAAUCCAAAUGAAAUAUGGACAUAUACAUAUUUGUUCUUGCUAGGAAUCGAAAUUAUUUUGGAAUUAAUUAUAUUGAAUACUUAAAAGAAAAAAAACUUUGAAAACUUACAAAUUAUUGCUUAAGAUCAUGCUUGA
This is a messenger RNA of Paramecium sonneborni, 771 nucleotides long. Lineage: Eukaryota; Ciliophora; Oligohymenophorea; Peniculida; Parameciidae. The record is from the annotation of a GenBank genome assembly.